Molecule: messenger RNA, 1935 nt
Organism: Periconia digitata
Lineage: Eukaryota; Fungi; Ascomycota; Dothideomycetes; Pleosporales; Periconiaceae
Source: the annotation of a GenBank genome assembly
AAAGCUGUAUAUUCUUUUCACUUCUUCUGCCGAUCAAAUUCUGAAAUGCUGUUCCCCUAUUUGUUAUUCGCUGCUUUCAGCGGCAUCGCGGUGACGGCUACGGAGGACCAAUACGACUACGUGAUUAUCGGAUCGGGUCCCGGUGGCGGCUCUCUUGCCGCGAACCUUGCGAAAGAAGGGCACUCGGUAUUUCUGAUCGAGGCAGGAGGUGAUGCCUCGGAGGAGCUUCCGCAACGCCUUCCAGCUUUAGCUGUUCCCGCCUCCGAAGGUUCCCCCCACGCCUGGCAAUUCUUCGUCAAACACUACAGCAACGAAACCCAAAACCGACGAGACUUCAAAUACACAUACAGACUGAGCAAUGGCUCCUUCCACGUCGGGCCAAAUGCUCCCGCUGACGCAGAGCCACUGGGUCUCUUCUAUCCUCGCGGUGCUACCCUCGGUGGAAGCUCCCAGGUCAAUGCUAUGAAUUUCGCCUGGGCCCCCGACAACGAAUGGGACUACAUCGCCAAUCUUACCGGUGAUAGCUCUUGGGGACAUGAGAGCAUGCGCCAAAAUCUUAUGGAGCUGGAAAAUUGCACAUAUGUGCCACUGGGGACCCCUGGUCAUGGCUUCGAUGGCUUCUUAGAGUCCACCCAUGUAGCGGAUACGGCAUCUGGAAUCUUGUCGCCGGAAAUAUAUUCGUAUGUGGAGGAAGUCUCCCGUCAGGUCGGCGAUGUUUUUCCGGAGAGUAGAGAGCACAUGCGGGAGCUAUUCAGCCGCGAUAUUAAUAGGCUGGACAACGACCGUUAUGAGACUCCGCUCAUGUUUGCGCUUCCAACAGCCAUUUCAGCAACUACGCGUGCUCGCAGCAGCGUCGCAGACUAUAUCAACCAAGUCAUUGACGCGGGCUAUCCUUUAACUGUCAGCCUCCACUCUCUUGCGACCAAAGUCAUCACUGAGCCCUGCGAUGGUAAGCCUAAGGCUGUUGGCGUUGAGUACAUGGUGGGAGAAGCGCUCUAUUCGGUCGACGACAGGUACAAUGCAGACACCACCGGGGAGACCAGAACUGUUCGGGCUAAGAAAGAAGUCAUUGUGUCUGGUGGCUCGUUCAAUACACCCCAAAUUCUCAUGCUUAGUGGCAUCGGCCCUAGAAGCGAGCUAGAGGAGCUGGAUAUUCCUGUCAUAGCCGAUUUGCCUGCAGUUGGAAAAUAUAUGCAAGACAACUAUGAGGCUCCGCUUCAAAUUCGUUCCGAACAGCCAUGGGUCAACAACACGACUUCACCCUGUACGGGAACUUUCGAUAGCUCGGAUCCGUGUUUGGCUCAAUGGGAAAAUAAUGCCACAGGACCGUACGCGGGCUCGGGUGGUACAUUCUUCAUGACCAGCCGAAGCAACGAAAGCUGGGAUAAGGAUGCUGAUCUAUUCUACCUCAGCAUGGCGACCUACGCAGGAACUGGAUUCUACCCUGGUUAUUCCCACUCCACGCCAAACCCACUCUAUUGGACUACCUCAAUCGUGAAGAUGCAGACCGACAAUCCUGCUGGAACUGUAACCCUUCGCUCUAAAGACCCGCGGGAAGCCCCAGCUAUUAACUUCAACUACUUUACUCACAACGCUGAGAAAGAUCUAAGAGCUCUUGUUGAAGGCUGCAACCUGCUAUUGAAGGCUUAUGAUGCCGUUGGUAUUCCAUACGCUCGAAUUGAGCCAGACCCAGCAAUCUCCAUGGAACAGGGCAUCAUGGAUCAGACUUUCAGUCACCACGCGACUUCCAGUUGCCGUAUGGGCCCCGCUGGUCACCGUGACUACUGUGUGGAUUCCAAAUUUCGUGUCAAUGGAGUAGAAAAUCUACGUGUAGUCGACGCCUCUGUUCUUCCGCGGGUUCCAGGUGCCAUGCCUAAUGGGCCGACUUUCACUAUCUCACAGAAAGCAUUCCACACCAUUUUAGAGGAUUCUUAG